GAUAACGAUCACACCCUUGCUUUCCGCUGGGAGCCCUCUGGUACCCAUCUGAAGAGGCUGCCAGGGUUGCCAGGACCAUCCAGGAGGAACAGUGUACAGGUGUAGUCCGGGUGCUGAAGCCACGACAAGUGAAGGAGAAGAAAAGGCUUGUGUGGUAGCCAGAGAGGGUGACCCAGAUGAUAGCUGACUGGUGGACAGUGAGAGUGCCAUCCAGUUCGGCAAAUACCGUGGUCAAACCUUCAGGUGGCUGCUAAGCCACGAUGUAGGCUAUGCCUUCAUGGUCUUGGCUUCUCACCAGCAAGAGAGGGAGAUGGGGGACACAGACAUGUCUCCUGAAAUGGCCAACAAGGACCGGUUUCACUGGUAUACCAACCUGUUUCCUGAGGUCCAGAGGGCAGUGGAGGAACGCAGGGUACGGGAUUGGACCUUGCCCCCCCGACCUGACCAGGAGGACUCGCGCCUUGUUGGCUUUGGGAACCACAAGUUCCUUACCUACAAAAAGCUUUAUGAGGCCAAAGACAAGGAGAGGAAGAGCAGUUCCUACUGCUCCCACUCCCACCGCCCCCCCUGCUGUGCUAGCUCCUACUGCCCCUCAGCCACAGUCAACCUCCCAGCCAACAGCUGGACCAGUUCAGCCUGCUGCUGACGCUCAGCAGGUCUGAGGAAUGGAAGCAGAUCCUCCCAAAGGAGCAGCAAGAGUGGGUCAGUCGGGCCAAUUUCACAAAGGACAAGCAGCUCAAAUGUGUCCUGAAAAGCCAGCUCGAGCUGUGGUACUCCCCUCCUCUGCCUCCUAACAUCAUCCAUCAGCCUCCAGCUUCUCCCACCGCCUACUUCCUCCGGCCGUUCUGCCUCUGGAUGCCCUACCGCCUUUGGGCCUUUAAGUUUGUUUGCACCCAGCCACAGUGCAAGCGUUAAAAGCUCAGGCUGUGGGGUGUACAAGACGGUCUGGAGGGAGCUUGACGUGGAUGACUGGUAUUAUAUGGGGACAGAAUACCUGGAGUGCCGCAUCUGUAAGAGGAAGCUAGCAGGAUGGUCGCUGGAUGUCUUGAACCAGCUGGACGCAAGUCAUCGCUCUAAGUUCCCAGCCAUCUUGACUUACAGGCUGUCCUGUGACCUGAAGGUGGUCAGGCUGAUGAGAGAGAGGACACUGGGGAACAGUGUGACCAGGCUGUACAACCAGCUGAGGGAGCAGCACAGCCUGACCUGGAUGAGUCGGACCCUGGACUACCUGUCCGUCUGUGACCACUUUGUAGUCCCAGGUGCAGCACCACUGAGGGUAACACCUCCUCCUCCCUUUUUGGAUGUGCCCUCAGCCCAGUGGCUGCUGACUGUCCACGGCUACGACGUUCUGUUCCAGCUGGAGGACUUCAAGGCCAGAGUCACCUCCAUCUUUGGGUCCAUCCUGAAGAUGGAUUCAACCAAGAAGGUUACCAAGAAACUAGCUGGGGCAGCACAAGGGACAGCAGCGUGGGCCACAAACAUGGGCAAUGAGUACGGCCAGGUACUCAUUACGGUCCACACUAACAGCGAAGGAGAGGACCAGCUCAACAUGGCAGCUGGCCUCCAGCAGCACUACAGUAGAGCUGGAGUGGCACCUCCUAAGCUUCUCUAUGUCGACCGGGACUGCUGCGCCCUGAUGGGAAAGGGGAAGACGGCAGCCAUGUUCAGCCAGUGGGAUGAGCUCAUCGUCCGGCUGGAUGUGUGGCACCUCAUCUGUUGUUUUGCUCGGGGAGUGACCACAGAGAGCCAUCCUCUGUAUGCUCUCUUUUUGCAGCGGCUCUCCUCCUGCAUGUUGGUGUGGUGUGCAGAUGAUGUGGAGCGCCUGCGGGAGGCCAAGCGAGGGGAACUCAAGGAGAGCCACAUCACUGGGCGCAGCGAUGCACUGGUGAUGAAAAGAAUCAGCUCGAAGGAGAUGGCUCGGCACUGUCGUCGCCGCACGAGCGGGGCGGAGGAGACCGAGCGUCUCAUCGGGGAGCAGACACCAUGGGCAUCCGGCUCCUGGACCGUGACAGAAUGCAGGCCAUCUGGCAGACCCAGAGACAACACCUGGUCUGCAUUCAGGACCCCCCUGGUGUCAGCAUCUACACCAACAAGGAUGUGACCAAGGGAGGGGUCAUCCUGCCUGUGUUGCGCUGCUCAUGAACAAGUACGUGUGCCGAGCACUUUCAGGCCUACCUCCUUGAAGGGUUGGUUGGGUGGAAUGAGGACCGUGCCGAAGCUGCAGGGGAGGGAGGCAGAAGCAGACCCUGCACCGCUAUGAUGGUGUAGCCCAGUACCAUCA
Messenger RNA from Salvelinus namaycush (lake trout), 2281 nucleotides. RefSeq lists its product as uncharacterized. The record is from RefSeq and is a predicted model, not a curated record. Lineage: Eukaryota; Metazoa; Chordata; Actinopteri; Salmoniformes; Salmonidae. The coding region runs from base 980 to 2101 and encodes 373 amino acids. The transcript is spliced from 7 exons.